This is a messenger RNA of Fusarium sp. VM40, 594 nucleotides long. The record is from the annotation of a GenBank genome assembly. NCBI's taxonomy places the organism in Eukaryota, Fungi, Ascomycota, Sordariomycetes, Hypocreales, Nectriaceae.
AUGUCUUCCCUCGCUCGUCCCAUGCUACGCUCGCCGGCUUUCCGCGUCGCCGCCCGACGCUUCGAGAGCACUGCCACCCAGAAGGCUACUGAGAAUGCUAAGCAGGCUGCCUCCAAGGCCACCGAGAAUGCUAAGCUGGCUGCUUCAAGGGCCCAGGAAGGUCUAUCGCGCGUCACAUCUGCUGCUGGUCCUGCUAUCGCCGGUUACGCCAAGGGCGUUGCCAAUACUCUGGGCAAAGUCGGCGGACGAACGGGCAAGGUCGUUGGCUUCGUUGAGCGACAAGUCCCCUUCGUCGUCUACUACUCCAAGGUCGCCCUUGAGGUUGGCAAGUUUGUCUUCCAGAACCAGAAGAUGAGCCCUCCUAACUUGGCCACCUUCCAGAACACCUACCAGAACAUCAUCAAGUCUGUCCAGAACCGCACCAUUAUCCAGUCUUCUCAAAACGCUAUCCAGCAGGUGCGGAAUAUCGGCCCUGCCCAGCUCGCCGCUGGCGGUGUUGUUGCGGCUGAGGUCCUCGGCUUCUUCACCGUCGGUGAGAUGAUUGGCCGAUUCAAGCUUGUUGGCUACCGUGGCGAGACCUCUUCCCACCACUAA